UGGUUAUCUGCUCCAGGCUCACGGAUCGGAGGUUUUAUCUUUAGACCCAUAAAUAUUUAUCUUUACGACGGGCUCUGAAGAUCAGGUCUCUGAUCCUCUCACCUUCUUCACGUGGAUCAGCUGACUGACUCAGUGACAACAUGAAUCCAGACCCUGCCAAUAAAGGACUGGUCACACCUGGUCCAGAGGUCAGAGCAGGAACACUGGUCCGCGUCUGUGCCCGGCUCACUGACACCAUGGACUGUUUGAAGAAGAAGGGCGUCGUCGUCGGUCUCUUGUCAGUGUCCAUUGUGGUUCUAAUUAUUGGUCUUGGACUCGGCCUGGGACUGGACCUGCAGAGGUGUCGCAACAAAGUGGUUCCUCACACGUCCUGCAGGGGGCGAUGUUUGGAACCCUUUGGUGAAUCUCCAGGCUGCAGGUGUGACUCCAGCUGUGGGAACAGCAGCGCCACCUGCUGCCCCGACUUCCUGGAUCUCUGCCUGCUGCCCACUGAGAGCUGGGAGUGUACGGCGCUCCGCUGUGGAGAGAGGAGGAGCAGCAGGAGCAGGUGUCAGUGUUCAGACGACUGUCUGACAUCAGGAGACUGUUGUACCAACUACAGACGAGUCUGUCAUGGUGAGCAACAGUUUGCUGUUUGUGUAAAUGAUGUUUUGUUUUUCUGAAUCUUUGACGUCAGCUUCAAAAAACAGCCGCUGCUGCUCAUCUCACUGGACGGACUCCGAGCCGAGUACACCAGGACCUGGAGUUACCUGAUCCCUGUCCUGGAGAAACUCAGAAGAUGUGGAACGUCAGCUCCGUACAUGCAGUCAGCUUUUCCCAGCAAGACCUUUCCAAACCACUACACUAUCGUAACGGGUCUCUAUCCAGAGUCCAAUGGUCUGAUUGACAACGUCAUGUACGACCCAGUGUUGGACGCCUCCUUCAGCCUGUCCAGUCCAGAAAAAGACAAUCCUGCCUGGUACCUGGGACAACCUGUCUGGCUCACAGCUCAGUACCAGGGUCUGAAAUCUGGGACCUUUUUCUGGCCUGGCUCAGACGUGAAGGUCAACGGCAGUUUCCCAAACAUCUACAAACCCUACAACGGAAAGACUCCGUUCGAGGAGCGGGUGUUCACGGUGCUUCAGUGGCUGCAGCUCCCUGAGGAGGACAGGCCUGAUUUCUACACCCUGUAUCUGGAGGAACCUGAUAAAUCUGGACACAGCUUCGGUCCAGUCAGUGGAGGAUUGAUUGCAGCCCUCCAGGGAGUGGACAGGGUCAUGGGUCAGCUGAUGGACGGACUCCGACAGAUCGGACUUCACCGCUGCCUGAACAUCAUCGUCGUGGCCGAUCACGGUAUGGAGGAAACCAGCUGCGACAGGAAGGAAGUGAUGCAGGACCUGGUGGGAGACGUCAGGAGCUACUGGGUCAACGAGGGUCCGUUUGGACGAAUCCGAGCCCGGAACAAAGACACCAUCAUCGACUCGCUCGGACUGGUGGCUAACAUGACGUGUAAGAAAGCGGAGCAGAAGAUCAAACCGUACCUGAAGAAGCACCUGCCCAAACGGCUGCACUACGCCAACAGCCGUCGCAUCGAGGACGUCAACGUCCUGGUGGAACCAAAAUGGCUGUUUGAGAGAUAUCCUGGUUCUCUCACCUUCUGCUCUGGAGGAAACCAUGGCUACGACAACGACGCAGCUAGCAUGCAUGCCAUGUUCCUCAGCUACGGACCAAAGUUCCAGAAUGGAACGGAAAUCGAACCCUUUUCCAACGUCGAGCUCUACAACCUGAUGUGCGACCUGCUGCAGAUCUCACCCUCGGACAACAACGGGACGCACGGCAGCAUGAACCACGUCCUGAGGACGCCUUACUACACACCAGCGCCCCCUACAGAGCGGAGCGCUCCCGGUCAGUGUCAGCUGGUCAGUCUGGACCCUGAGGACGAACUGGGAUGUGUGUGUGCUGUUCUGGUCGGAAAUGAAAUCAACCGGCGUCUGAAUCUGACCGAGGAACAGAAGAGCGCCACCGAGCAGAAGCACCUGUUGUUCGGUCGUCCUCGGCAGCUUCAGCCUGGACACAGUUACUGCCUCCUCCACCAGGAGGCGUUCGUCAGUGGCUACAGCAGUGAACACCUGGUGCCGGUGUGGAGCUCCUACACCAUCAGCAGACCAUUGACCUCUGACCCACUGCCACCUGUGAUUCCCGACUGUUUGAGGGCCGAUGUCAGACUUCCAGCAUCUGAGAGUCCCAGAUGUGACCAGGCCGUCGGGAAUCUAACCCCAGCCUUCCUCUAUCCACCGAACCUGAACUCAUCAGCUGAUCAGCAGUUUGACGCUCUCCUGAUGAGUAACGUGGUACCGAUGUUUCCUGCCUUCAAGAAGAUCUGGACCUACCUCCACAACAACCUGCUCCUCAAAUACGCGUCUCUUUACAACGGCAUCAACGUGGUUUCAGGCCCCGCCUUCGACUUCAACUACGACGGCCAAUGGGACGAGUCGGAGCAGAUCCAGGAGUCGGUGCCGGGAACCAACGUUUCAGUUCCGACUCAUUUCUUCCUGGUUCUGAGCAGCUGUAGAAACUCCUCGGAGCCGGUCACGUCCUGCGGAGGAGAACUUCAGACGGUCUCCUUCCUGCUGCCUCACCGAGCUGAGAACUCAGAGAGCUGCAGGAAUUCUGAGGACGAGUCUACGUGGGUUGAGGACCUGGUCUGGUUCCAUCAGUCCAGAGUCCGGGACGUGGAGUGGAUCACGGGACUGGACUUUUUCCAGGACAGCGGCCGACCAAUCGCAGAGCUGCUGAGGCUGAAGACCCGCCCCACAGCUGCUAUUCACAGAAAAGCGUGAAACAUUUGAGACGUUUCUGGAGCUGACGUCGACUCACAGCUAAUUUAUUAUUUACCUACUGAUUUUCUGAUCCUAACAAACAUUUGUAAAAAUCAAAAAUAAUAUUUUAAACUUUGUUGUUUUCUGUGUGUCAUCAACGAUAUCUGUGACUGAUCAGACGCGAAUAUAUUUAUGAUUCACCAGCGGUGACUGUCGUCUUUGUUUCGUCGGUCGAUACCGAUGUUCAUCCGCUGCAUCACUGACUGUAACCCUGAAGAAAUGAAGCCCACAGCGCCCCCACUGUUCUAACGGUUUCCUAACUAACGUAUUUCCUGGUGUUGAGUUUUGAUCAUAUGUUCUGUCAUCUCUGACGGAAGUAAAAAAGAAAAAACAAUGUGAGGGGAGAUAAAAAUUCUGAAUUCUCAAGUAACUAAAUCUGCCCAGUAGUUUUUUUGUUUGUUUGUUUGUUUUUUCAAACUUAAAUUACAAAAUAAAAAUAAAAUAAAACGGGGUUAAAAACAGA
Molecule: messenger RNA, 3321 nt
Organism: Cynoglossus semilaevis (tongue sole)
Lineage: Eukaryota; Metazoa; Chordata; Actinopteri; Pleuronectiformes; Cynoglossidae
Product: venom phosphodiesterase 1
Exons: 24
Biological process (GO): nucleoside triphosphate catabolic process
Molecular function (GO): nucleoside triphosphate diphosphatase activity; nucleic acid binding; metal ion binding
Source: RefSeq, a predicted model, not a curated record